AUGUCGGUAUCGUCGAUUUUGCUUCUGGCACUGUGCGUUCCUCUGGUGCUGUGCGCUAACAAUCACGGUCACCAUAACCAUCAUGUUGACUACACUCACUACAUAGACGAGCUGUGGAAUGAAGUCAACUACGACUUAGACACCCAGCACUUUAGCAGAGUAGAACUCCACGAUUUUCUGGUGUUCGCCGACAGCAACAAGGAUGGAACUAUUACUCGACAUGAAUAUGUUACGGCCGCCACAAAGGAUGCGCAUGACCUAACCGAUUUCACCAAUGGUUUGUUUAACACCUUCGACGCUAAUGGAGACCACCAUCUGACUUUGUCUGAUACUACGGCUCUCUAUAACAGGAUGGACGCUGACGGAGAUGCAUUAAUAACGAAACCAGAAUUCUAUAGCUUUUGGACAGCAGUAUUGACAUCGCUUGCCCACACUCACGGCCAUGGACACCUGCUUGGUUAA
This is a messenger RNA of Ylistrum balloti, 462 nucleotides long. RefSeq lists its product as uncharacterized. Gene Ontology annotation, molecular function: calcium ion binding. NCBI's taxonomy places the organism in Eukaryota, Metazoa, Mollusca, Bivalvia, Pectinida, Pectinidae. Bases 1 to 462 code for a protein of 153 amino acids. The transcript has 5 exons. The record is from RefSeq and is a predicted model, not a curated record.